CAUACAGUUACCAAGUUGAUGUUCGCAUAAUACGUCUGACCUUGUCACUCUGGCCAAAAACUUUAAGUGGUUCCCCAUUGUCCCUGCUCCUCUGACAUUUAAAGUCCUUCCCAAGCCAUGCCUCAGUUUCCUUUGCAACAUUAAGGGGUGGGUGGAGAAAGAAUCAGACUCAGUGGCUUUGAAGAUUUCUUGUCCUAAAUCUGUGAUCCUAUGAUCCUGCAAUAUCCAAGGUGACCCAUGAAGGAUGAGCCAGCAAAAGAGACUGAGAAGGAAUAGCCAGCCAAUCAAGAAGAGAGCUAGGUGGGACGAUGUCAUAAAAAUCCACGGGAAGGACUAAGGGAGUGUGAGUGUCAAACACUGUAAAGAGGCCAAGGAAAAUGGAUUGUUCCAUUCAGAGUUCCCUGAUCUUAAAGAGGAGUUUUAGAAUAGCGUCGCGGUCAGAAGCCAGAGAGCAAGAGAAGUGGUGAAUGACAUACUCAAAGCUGAAAGCCCUAAAGCCAAGAACCAGGGACAGCUCAGUUCAACAAAGCAACCACAGCCAGAACCCAGCCUCCAGACCUGCUACCAAGAUGCCAGAUCCCAGGCUGCUGGCCUGCUUCCUCUGCCUUCUCACCUUCACCUCUGCCUGCUACUUCCAGAACUGUCCAAGGGGAGGCAAGCGCUCCUUGACUGACAUUGAGAUGAGACAGUGUCUCACCUGUGGUCCUAAGAGCCAAGGGCAUUGCUUUGGGCCCAGCAUCUGCUGUGGAGAUGAAUUAGGCUGCUAUAUGGGCACUGCUGAGAGCCUGAGGUGCCAGGAAGAGAGCUACCUGCCCUCUCCCUGCCAGUCUGGCCAGAAACCCUGUGGCAAUGGAGGACGUUGCGCUGCUGCUGGGAUCUGCUGCAAUGCUGAGAGCUGUAUGGUGGAACCAGCCUGCUGGGAGGAAACUGGCAACCAGAGGAGGGCAAAGACCAGUGAGAAGAGCAGUUGGACCCAGCUGGAUGGGCCAGCCAGUGCCUUCCUGCUGCACCAAGUGCAGCUGGCUGGUCAGCACUUGGGGGAACUGCAGCCUCCCAAAGAGGAAGCUAUCUACUGAGGAUUCCCUUGAGGAGCAGCUCCCCUCUCUCCAGCAUGCCACCCUCUCCCUUCC
Molecule: messenger RNA, 1130 nt
Organism: Phascolarctos cinereus (koala)
Lineage: Eukaryota; Metazoa; Chordata; Mammalia; Diprotodontia; Phascolarctidae
Product: vasopressin-neurophysin 2-like
Cellular component (GO): secretory granule; extracellular region
Molecular function (GO): neurohypophyseal hormone activity; V1A vasopressin receptor binding
Source: RefSeq, a predicted model, not a curated record